Megachile rotundata (alfalfa leafcutting bee) is the source of this 1520-nucleotide messenger RNA. RefSeq names its product prohormone-1. The record is from RefSeq and is a predicted model, not a curated record. NCBI's taxonomy places the organism in Eukaryota, Metazoa, Arthropoda, Insecta, Hymenoptera, Megachilidae.
CAGUCAUUAAAAAAACAAUGUAAAUACGUAACAAUGAAAGUCGUCUAAAAUCCGAGAGUUGUAACACGGCUGCAAGAAGCUUGAAAACCAUGUAACGAGCUAAGAAAUGAUCAUUCGAAUGCAAAAAAAGGUAGAAACGAAGUUGGAACAUUUGUCUGGCAACGGGACACGAGAGAAUCGUAAAACGUUGGUUCGUGAGCGUUUAAGAGGAUCGUGGCCGGCGAGCGGACACUUUCAGGACAUAAAUACGCGUUGGGAAAAGUGGUGCGACGCGGAAGAAAACGGAGAAGAAGAAAAAGCACGUGGGAGUAAUCGAGAGAAAAUUUAUGUCCCGAGUAGAAUCGAAACACGGAAUUUAUGAGACUCGUGGAGGCACAGGAUUCAGGAAGCGUGAUGUCGCUGAGAAUGAUACUGUUCCUGGCCGUGGUGUUGGUGGCGGUGAUCCAGUGGUCGACGGCCCUGCCGGCUGCUGACAAGGAGAGACUUUUAAACGAGGUAGACUUGGUGGACGACGACGGCAGCAUCGAGACAGCCCUGAUCAAUUACCUAUUCACGAAGCAGAUCGUGAAGCGACUUCGAAAUCAAUUGGACAUCGGUGAUCUCCAGCGGAAACGCAGCUACUGGAAGCAGUGCGCCUUCAACGCGGUAUCCUGCUUCGGCAAAUAGAAUUUCCAAAACCUAACCGCCAUCGUGCUCUCUUCUCCGUUUAUCUGUCCCUCUCUUCCUUCCUCGAGCUUCUCCGGUUCGCCCUGCGUCCUCCUCUCGGGUAACCGCAUUUUAAAUCUCACCAUUUUCGCGAUACAUGAAGAUCUCGACGGAAUUAUUGUAAACGAAAAUUUAGUGGAAAUUCGAGGAUGAGUGUGGGUUUCGAGGCGAUGAAACGGAUGCGAGCUAACUGCGGAGAUGUUUGCGACGUGGUAAAACAGGAAAUGGUAGAUUAGCGUCGAACAGCGUCUCCGUUUACCCGGUAAUCCUUCGGAAAUGAUCGGAAACCGUGUCGCGUUUAUUUGGAAAGGAAGGCAGAGAGAGGUUAGAAUGGCGGGAAAAUUCAAAUCUGCAGAUCGUAAAAAAAUAACAAUUUCGAUCGAAAUACUGAAACCUAUCUUAUCGAUUUAUUAAUGUUAAGAAACAUGACAUUAUUAUAUUAACAUGAGAGAAUUAUUAUACUCCUAUUUAUUAUUCUCCUAAUUUAUAUUCGACAGAAAUUACACUUUGAUUACAGAAAUUUAACAAACGCGUAAAAAUAAUAAUUUUUUAUAAUAAGACUGCAGAUUAAAUUUUAGUAUAAAGUCAAGUCAGCGCGAACCGAUUUGAAUUUUCGCGCCAAGCGGCGGCCAUGUUCCGAUCGCUCCGCGGCUCGCCGGGUACCUGUCAUUUUUGUCUGUCGUGUAAAUGGACUUCGUGAUCGUUUAUUCUUCAUAUAACGCAACGUUGCGCGUUUGUAAAUCGAGAAUUUACGUUCGCGAACACGGUGGCUGUAAUUCAUGGAGAAACAUCAAUAAAGUUUAUUUCCGGUUGUA